Molecule: messenger RNA, 624 nt
Organism: Trypanosoma rangeli
Lineage: Eukaryota; Euglenozoa; Kinetoplastea; Trypanosomatida; Trypanosomatidae
Exons: 1
Coding region: 1-624 (207 amino acids)
Source: RefSeq, a predicted model, not a curated record
AUGAUGGCCACGCCACUGUUAGGGCAAGCUGGAUCAAUAGCAGCGAGGCUUUCGUCGUUGUCGUCGGUGAGGCGGAAACGAACCAAUCACGCCGCGAUCUUAUCCUGGGGCGGGGCUUUGGUGGUCCCUGCUCGCUCUUACUUUUGGCCUUUUAAUGAAGAUUUUGUGCCUAGAGGAGCGACAACAAGUGGGUUUCAGUCGAGCGCCGUCCCGAACAUGCGGCGGCAGGUCCUGCAGGAGUACGCGCUAAGUCCUCUGUUUGGGGCACGUGUGCCGUGCUGUACGCUGGGAAGCAUGCGGUCUGCGAGGGAGAUGGUUGGCGUGAAGAAGGAGAUUGCCUUGCUCUUGUGUGAGCUUGCGCGACUGCGGGCGGGCGCCGUCAGUCUCGGCCCACUGGUGCAGACGACAGAAAUGAUGCUUUUUAAACCCGGCACCCCGUUGAGUCCCCGCUUGGGAGACGAUCGAAGCAGCGGCAUGCGCACUUACGCGCGGAAGCCCAUUGCGGCACGAACGUUAAUGGAUGUCUUCCUGCCGGAGGACAUUGCGCUGGACGAGGUGGUGGCCAUUGGACAUCUCAUACAAGAGAAACUGCUGCUGGCACGGCGUGACGAAAAACGGUGUUGA